UACGCACACUUCCGUACAGCGGCGGCCUUCCCAGCAUUCCGUAGGUAAACAAGAUGGCGCCUUAGUGUGUACGGAUUAGCGACGUAUAGCGAGAGAUCAGUAUAUUGCCGGUGUAUAGCGCUAAUUAUUGUAUUCAGAUGGCUGGGGAGCCGACCGAUAAACGUGAGCGUGAUGCGUCUCCAUCCAAGGAUCGUAAGCGGUCUCGCUCCCGAUCUCCUGAGAGGGACCGUGAUAGGAAAGCUUCUCCGACAAAAGACAGGAAGAGGCAUCGCUCUCGGGAGAGAAGACGCUCACGAAGCCGUACCCGCUCACGCUCUAAAUCUAAUGAAAGGGAUCGAAGACAGAAAGAUAGGAAGAAAGAGAGGGAGAGAGAAAAGGACCCACAUCGUCGGGACAAAGAAAAGAAAAGAUCAAGGAGCCCAUCUCCCAGCCGAGGAGGUAAAGAUGCCAAACUGAAAAAAGAACUGAAAAAGGAAGGUGAAGAGGAAACGCAGGCUGACAAAAAGAAAAAGUUUAAGCCCCUCUCAUUGGAGGAGCUGUUGGCAAAAAAGAAAAAAGAGGAAGAGGCAGAAUCUAAGCCUAAAUUCCUCUCCAAAGCGGAGCGUGAGGCUGAAGCCCUGAAACGUAGGCAAAUGCAGGUUGAAGAGCAGCAGAAAUUUAUAGAAGAUGAGCGUAAAAGGAGGAAGCAGUUUCAAGAUGUAGGAAGAAGAAUGAUGGAAGAUCCACAGGAAAGGGAGAGGCGAGAACGGAGGGAGAGGAUGGAGCGGGAAAAUAACGGCAAUGAGGAUGAUGAGGGAAGGAUAAAAGUCAGAGAGGAGAAAGAUAAAACCAAAGAACUACAGGCGAUAAAGGAACGUUACCUGGGUGGUAUAAAGAAGAGGAGACGCACUCGCCAUUUGAAUGACAGAAAGUUUGUGUUUGAAUGGGACGCAUCGGAGGAUACUUCAAUUGACUAUAACCCUCUGUACAAGGAACGACACCAUGUCCAGCUUCUUGGUCGUGGCUUCAUUGCAGGUAUAGACCUAAAACAACAGAAGCGAGAACAGUCCCGGUUCUAUGGGGAUCUGAUGGAGAAGAGGCGGACCCUGGAGGAGAAGGAGCAGGAGGAGGUGCGGCUGCGCAAGGUGAGGAAGAAGGAAGCUAAGCAGCGCUGGGAUGACAGACACUGGUCACAGAAGAAGCUUGAUGAAAUGACAGACAGGGACUGGCGUAUCUUUAGGGAGGAUUACAGCAUCACCACCAAGGGUGGCAAAAUUCCCAACCCCAUCCGCUCCUGGAUUGACUCCUCUCUGCCGCCUCAUAUCCAGGAAGUUAUUGACCAGUGUGGAUACAAGGAACCAACACCCAUUCAGAGACAAGCCAUUCCUAUUGGUCUGCAGAAUCGUGACAUCAUUGGUGUGGCUGAGACUGGCAGUGGUAAAACUGCUGCUUUCCUCAUUCCCCUGCUGGUCUGGAUCACAACUCUGCCCAAGAUUGACAGGAUUGAGGAGUCUGACCAGGGACCUUAUGCAAUCAUUCUGGCUCCAACAAGAGAGUUGGCCCAACAGAUUGAGGAGGAAACAAUCAAGUUUGGAAAGCCACUGGGUAUUCGAACUGUGGCUGUUAUUGGAGGUAUCUCUCGUGAGGACCAGGGAUUCAAACUGCGAAUGGGCUGUGAGAUUGUGAUUGCUACUCCUGGACGUCUGAUAGAUGUGCUAGAAAACCGAUACUUAGUCCUAAGUCGAUGCACCUAUGUGGUACUGGAUGAAGCUGACCGUAUGAUUGACAUGGGCUUUGAGCCUGAUGUCCAGAAGAUCUUGGAGCACAUGCCAGUCACCAACCAGAAGCCGGAUACAGAUGAGGCAGAAGAUCCAGAGAAAAUGAUUGCCAACUUUGAGUCUGGGAAACAUAAAUAUAGACAAACGGUCAUGUUUACUGCCACUAUGCCUCCAUCUGUGGAGCGGCUGGCCAGAAGCUAUCUUCGUCGUCCUGCGGUGGUGUAUAUUGGCUCUGCUGGUAAACCUCAUGAGAGAGUUGAACAGAAGGUGUUCCUCAUGUCUGAAGGGGAGAAGAGGAAGAAGCUGCUUAACAUCCUGGAGAAAGGCUUUGAUCCUCCAAUCAUUAUCUUCGUCAACCAGAAGAAGGGUUGUGACGUACUGGCCAAGUCACUUGAGAAGAUGGGGUACAAUGCUUGUACUCUACACGGUGGUAAAGGUCAAGAACAGAGAGAGUUUGCCCUGUCUAACCUUAAGGCUGGAGCUAAGGAUAUACUGGUGGCCACAGACGUGGCUGGUCGAGGUAUUGAUAUUCAUGAUGUCUCCAUGGUCGUGAACUACGAUAUGGCUAAAAAUAUUGAAGACUAUAUCCAUCGUAUUGGUAGAACGGGUAGAGCUGGUAAGAGUGGUGUUGCCAUUACUUUCCUUACCAGGGAAGAUUCCACUGUGUUCUAUGACCUUAAGCAAGCCAUCCUUGAGAGCCCAGUAUCAUCCUGCCCACCUGAGCUUGCAAACCAUCCCGAUGCCCAGCACAAGCCUGGCACCAUCCUUACUAAGAAGAGAAGGGAAGAGACCAUCUUUGCUUGAGUUGUUUCUGGAGACUGGUAGAACUGUAUUCUGGCACGUCAAUAUUUAUUCCUGGUUUUAUAUGGAUGAAAAGUCUCCUGAAAAUUACAUGGGAAGAUUGGCAUCAUUGACUGUUUAUGUACUUGUUAGGAUCUUCAGAUAAAAACUUUCCUGUACAGAAUUAAAGAUAACUAAAACAAUGAGGGGAUUAUCCUCUCUGAGGCACUAAGGUCUACAAAAUGCUGAUAUUCCUUCAUAAACAACAUAUGGACAAUAAAGACCUUAUAGUGCAGGUGGAGCAUCUGCUCGUCCAGUUAUUUCCAUAUUGCUUUUGUUUUUUUAUUUUUAAAUUCCUGAACAUAACCAAAUGUGGAUGAAACUGUCACCAAGUAACCUGUACAAUAGAUAAUCUGGGUUUAGCACAAAUGCCAUUUAAAUGAAGUAAUGAAAGGGUGAUGGUGUUUAUUGUGGUCAUGUGCCAUAGGCAGACUCCUUGCAUUCAAAGUAUUCUAUAAGCCUCUUGGUGGUUAAAAAUGUUAAUUCAUUUGAUCUUUAGCAACUUGUUAUUUUGAGCAUGACAAUUUGAUCAGAUCAAUCUUGGUUCCUGCAUAUUGUCUGCCGACCAAAUGUAGAUACAUUUUUCUUGCAGUUUUUUCAGUUGAGCAGAAACCUGUUGGUUCCCAACUCAAGUCUAGUGUUCUAGGUGCUGGUCAGUGAGGAGGGCAUAUUUUAAUUUAGAAGGGCAUAAUUUAUAUAUGCCCUCUUCAAUGAUUGGCACCCUGCACCUAGAGUGAACACUACAAGCCUCCUAACAGUUCGAGUUUAUUGGUAAUCAUGCUUGAACACGUGGUUAAGAAAGUGUCUUUGGUACUAAUUAAGUCAUCUGUACGGAUAUCCUUUAAAACCUGGACUGUCAGGGAGGUUUUUGAAGAGUGCAAUUGAGGAACACUGUCAGAGGUUUUCAAGGUGGACCUUUCCUCAUUCUGUGGUCCAGAAAGAUCACCUAUUUUUCUGUCCAGGUCAUUGUAGGUGUUUUUCAGCACAUUUAUUUUUCUUUGCCAAGUUAUUUUCCUGUUGUCUGACUUUUUUCAUGCAGAACCACUCUUUAAUGCCAACAAGAUUCCACCAUGGGGAAAUUUCCCAUGGGCCGGUUAGAGAAAAAUAAAAUAGGUUUGUACAAUGUUCUGUUGUUUCAAGCAUCCAGCUUUGUUUUCAUCUCAGCUCUGCCUUAGUAAUUGCUGCCUAAAUCGUACAGUAUCAGUCACCUUUUCACUGCUUCUGCUCCACAAUAUGAUGCAACUGGACCCGUAGAAUGUGUGCGGUAUUUAAUAUCUGUAGUUCUAACCAAGCAUUGUGCCUCUACUGUAUUUAGACUGUAGUGAAGUUUUAAAAUGUGUUUCAUUAACAUAUUCUUUAUAAAUGUCAUGUCCUCCAGUGCAGACUGUAAGGUAACUUGUGCUUGUAAAUACUUGUGUUGAAGGUGUAUUUUUGAUAUUUUCUAUCAAAUACAAAAUUCUGCCGAUUUUUAAAUUAAACCUAUAAUCAAAGUA
Molecule: messenger RNA, 4090 nt
Organism: Pseudophryne corroboree (corroboree frog)
Lineage: Eukaryota; Metazoa; Chordata; Amphibia; Anura; Myobatrachidae
Gene: DDX23
Product: DEAD-box helicase 23
Exons: 17
Coding region: 138-2561 (807 amino acids)
Biological process (GO): mRNA splicing, via spliceosome
Cellular component (GO): catalytic step 2 spliceosome
Molecular function (GO): RNA helicase activity; ATP binding; RNA binding
Source: RefSeq, a predicted model, not a curated record